CGCUUGUGAGGCCCGGAUGGAAGCCGGCGCGCUCCCAGGUGGGAAGAACUAGUCAGGAGUCAGAGAGGAAGGGCCUGGCGUUUCCAGGGGGCGGGACGGUGGGCUUCCGGCUCCUCUCUGCCACUCCAAAGAUCGGGGCUUGGCUCAGCAGUGAAGAGGCCGCCUUGCCUUGGAGGAGCCUCUCGGCGGAGGGACCCAAAGCCUCCUCGAGGAGCCGAUGCCCCUGUCUUCUGAGAUGCACCCUGUGCUGAAAGCCUUUGUUUGUGGUUCCAUCAGUGGGACGUGCUCUACCCUGCUGUUCCAGCCUCUAGACCUGCUUAAAACUAGGUUGCAGACCUUGCAACCUGCUGUCAAUGGGUCAGGUCGUGUUGGGAUGGUAACUCUGCUCUUUAAGGUUGUUCGCACCGAAAGUAUACUGGGACUGUGGAAAGGUGUUUCUCCUUCCUUUGCAAGAUGUAUUCCUGGUGUGGGGAUUUACUUCAGUACUUUAUAUAUGAUAAAACAGCAUUUUCUGCUGGAUCGGUCCCCUACGGCGCUAGAGUCUGUUUUUCUGGGCGGAACUUCACGCACAGUAGCUGUUGUUUGUAUGUUGCCUAUCACUGUGGUGAAAACACGGUAUGAGAGCGGACGGUAUGGUUAUGAAAGCAUACAGGGUGCCCUCCGAAAUAUCUAUCGAUCAGAAGGCAUUCAAGGCUUAUUUAGUGGCCUGGCAGCAACACUCCUCCGUGAUGCACCUUUCUCUGGCAUCUAUCUGAUGUUCUACGUACAGACCAAAAAGAUAGCUCCUUUUGACCAACUUGAUCCAGCACUUGUGCCUCUUGUGAACUUUGGCUGUGGAAGCAUUGCUGGGAUUCUGGCAUCGUUAGCUACUCAACCUGCUGAUGUUAUAAAGACGCAUGUACAACUGUCAUCCGAAAAAUACCUUCGGACAGGCCAGGCAAUUUCCUUAAUCUUCAGGGACUAUGGAUUGACUGGCUUUUUCCGUGGUGCCGUCCCAAGGGCCUUGCGGCGCACACUGAUGGCAGCAAUGGCAUGGACUGUAUAUGAACAGAUGAUGUCUAAAAUGGGGUUGAAAUCCUGAAUGGGGCAACUUGGACUGGAGAAGUUUGUUUGAAGAAGAUGGUUUGCUCUUCUGGUCACUAUGAUUCACUAGCUGGGAGCUGACUUAUUCUCAUAGAUAUGGAAACAUUAUAGAUUCCUGAGAUGAAGAACCACGGACUUCAAAUGUAGCAAGAUGUGAGAAUCAUUCCAGGACAACUAUCUUAAUGGACUUGGAAAAGUACACAACCUGUUGUGUGCAGGUCUAAAUGAAGACUGAACUUCUUCAGAGAAAUUUAUUUGAAAAGUCCUCCUCAUCCAAUUGUUCUGAGAAGCUUUUUAAAAGAAUUCAAAAACAAGAGUGUAGCCAGUUGAGACUUUUGAUUCUAGCAAAGACAGUACUUCCCUUGUAGCUUCAGUCUUCAUAACUGUGUAAUGCCUCUUCUGUCUGGCUAUAUCUUCAAUAUGUAUUUAUUGUACAUCCACAAAAGGGUAUGUCUUGCCAAAAAUUAUGGAAAUGUCAUUUCGUGCAUUCAUUGUUUACUGCAGUGGUUUGUAUACUAAGCGUUAAGAGUGGGUUAACCUUGUGCCUGACAGCAACACUGUGGGAAAUGAUCACAUUCCUUACAGCAGGACUGGGGGUUGUGUGGCUCUGUAGAUAUUAGUGGGCUGCAUCUCCCAUGAUUCCUCAACAUUUAUUGUCCUGGCUAGAGAGCUGCAUGUUCCCUGCUCCUGUCUUAUGGGAAACGAUUAGUGUUAAAUACUUCGAUAUAUUAGCACUUCAUUUACAUAAAAGCCCUUUAUUAAGCACAUCUAAAGGUUUUUGUCCUUCCUUUAGUGCUUGAAAUAUACCUCUUUUUAAUCAUUUAAGCUGGCACAGAUUCUUCUCAAGCUAAGGCAUUAUCUGUCUAAACCAGAGGAGCAGAUGUUAUUGGACACCUAUGCCCAUCAACCCUGGCUAGCAUCAUCAGUAGUCAGGGGUCAGAACACUGAAGUUCUAGUCCAAUGUUUGGAAAUCCUUUCAAAUGUCUCAUUUCAUGGUCUAUAAAAAUGUUGCUGUCAGGCUGCUCACUAGCUGACCAUUGCUUUUUACUGUGCAUUCUUUACUCCAAAGAUCAGCCUUGGAGAUUAUAUUGUAGUAUUAUAAUUGUUUUAGGACAACCUGCAGAUGUGCCCAUCAUUCUCAGCCAGCAUCUCCAAUGCCAAAGCGAUGUAUAUGGCAGCCUGGCAUGCUUGAGGAAGGUUGUUUGAAUAUGGAUGAGGACUAUAACACCUUCCUUAUUUGACUGUAAGUCCCAGAUAGCAUUCAGUAGUUAAUGAAUGAUGGGUCUCACAGUGGAACAGCAGCUGAAGCACUGUACAUUGAGCAAGGUGGUUUUAGAAAAAUAGCUUGGAGUGGACAAGAAAUAUAAAACAGAGGAAGAAAAUCAUUUGAAAUAAUGACAUGAUUAUAAUCGUAUAGCAGGGCUUCCAUGUUAGUGAGAAGCUUCCUUAAGUUUCCCAAAGAUGUGAAACUUGAUGCCUGAUUAGAGAACUUGAAUAUUUGAACCAUGACUCCAUUUGAUUUCUGAGUGUCUUCAGCCAUCUGUUUUGUUAUUAAAGCAAUGGAUAUUUUUUGAAAAAAA
Messenger RNA from Anolis carolinensis (green anole), 2663 nucleotides. It is a transcript of the gene slc25a38, whose product is annotated as solute carrier family 25 member 38. Gene Ontology annotation, molecular function: glycine transmembrane transporter activity. The transcript is spliced from 7 exons. The coding region runs from base 218 to 1081 and encodes 287 amino acids. Gene Ontology annotation, cellular component: mitochondrion; mitochondrial inner membrane. Lineage: Eukaryota; Metazoa; Chordata; Lepidosauria; Squamata; Anolidae. The record is from RefSeq and is a predicted model, not a curated record. Gene Ontology annotation, biological process: glycine import into mitochondrion.